AUGGUCACCGUGUGCGCAAGUUGCAAGGGGUUACAAAAGCAGCUUCAUAGCUUGAACAGCGCUCAAGAGACGGGAAAAGAUAUUCUGCAAUGGAUGAACACAUCAUUGCGAGAGUUGCGCACAAGCUCAGCUAGUUGUCGCGCUUGCGCGCUGAUCCUCAAUGGCAUUCUGUCGCAUCACGACCGCUUCCACGACCAGUAUGAAGAAGACGUGUUCAUAAAAGUGGAGUCAUAUAGAUCGAAGCCUGAUCAGGAUGCUCAAGAUCACUUGUCAGUCGAAGUGUGGUGGAAGGGGCGACAUGGUCAGAGCGCGCGAGAGGAUGAAGAAGAAGCAGACGAUGAUGAACAAUAUGGUGGAUAUCCAGACCUCAAACUUGAGUUCUUCACUGAUGGAGACGGACAGUCUUCAUUCUCCGCUAUUGGUCGAGGCCUUCCGAUAUCAGAGAACCCACUACAAGAUUUUGGGCUCUGUUCGGCACAAAGCAUGAUUAGCAACUGCCUGUCGAGCCAUUCAAUAUGCAAGUCCAGACAUAGUGGACCUACCACUUUGCCAAGACGAAUCCUAGAUCUAUUCGCAGAAGAUUCAAUGAGUGUACGGCUUCACGAAUCAGAGUAUCUAGAAGCUGAGCGUAGGCACGAGUAUGGGGAGUACGUCGCAUUGUGCCACGUCUGGGGUUUGGCUGACAACCUCCCGAAACUUACCACAACAACACUGCAAGAAUACAAGAAAACGAUAGCAUGGUCGACAUUCCCUAUAGCACUGCAAGAAGCUAUCUUACUUACCCGAGCGAUGAAGAUUCGCUGGCUGUGGAUUGACUCAUUAUGUUUGAUGCAAGAUGAGACUCAAGAGAAACUAGAAGAAUCGUUACAGAUGGACGACAUCUUUGGCAACGCCUUUCUAACGAUUGCUGCAACUUCAGCUAUUGAAAGUAGCACGCAUCCAUUAUUUUCAGUUAAGAAGCAACCGUUCAAGAUACAAACACAGGACAAUCAAGGCUUACCGAUCAAGAUUUAUGUUAGGGAACAACCGAGUCACUACAGCUUCAAAGCACUAUCUGAUGAGGGAGCGGACAUGAACGAUUUGGAAGUACCAUUCAACAUGUCAAAGGAAUCAAACCUAGACACACCACUUCUCACACGAGCUUGGCCUUACACUGAACGCUUACUCUCUUGUCGUGUACUGCACUUUACCAAGUCGGAAAUGGUAUUUGAGUGUUGGGAAGGACACCAAUGCGAAUGUGGUCGCAUUGACAAUACAAUAUAUGAUUCACGCGCUACUGAUAGGAUCAAACAAGAGUUUGGAAGAUUGCUUGCAAAGACAAGUAGUCUCCUUGCCAUCAAGAGGCCUGGGAAUGGGUCUGCCAAAGUUGACAACAUAACAUCGCAGUUGGCUUCAACAGACCUUACAGGUUGCCCGCAAAUCCUAUCGAAACUACGCGAAGAAGCCCUCUUAAAGUGGUCGUACAUCGUCACCGAAUACACAGCGCGUAAGAUCACAUACGACAACGACCGGCUUAUCGCGAUAGCAAGCGUCGCAAGAGCAUUAUCCCCUGCCAUACAAUCUGGAUACAUUGCCGGUCAAUGGACCUGUAGCACACUAUCUCUGCUAUGGUAUCCAGAUGAUAGCACACAGUGCCACCGCACAAAGGUUCCGAAUGGGCAGGUGCCAAGCUGGUCAUGGGCAUCGAUCGAAGGAUCGUCGAUCUUCACCGAAACUACAUCAGCGAUGGAUCUCGCAUGCAGAGUUUCAUUUGGUCCUAAAGGAAAGCGUGCAUGCGCAUGGUCACCAAUCAUGGGGGAACCCAUGCAUUUGAGUGCGGCGAUGGCGGCUGAAGUCACUUUUGGCAUCACAUCGACAUCGCCAUGGGCAUACCACCUCUCGAAGAAUAAUGUCAGUGUGGAUUUCACCCCAGACGUUGUACCGCUUCAGGGAGAAGAUGCCAUUCAGGAUUGCGAGACACUCGUUUGUGUUCUUGUCAGCAUGACUUUCCGCAGCACCAUUGUUGGCCUCGUCCUGCGGGCUUCAGGCUCCAAUAUAUAUCGCCGCGUCGGCCUCUUCGAGUGCUUCAAGUGCACGCCUGAAGGGGGAAUGAGCGAGGACGCGGAGAAUCUUUUUGAGUAUUGGUUCCCGGAGAUGCAAGACAUGACACAACUGGACACUUUCCCAAAGCGAACAUUUACCGUUGUGUAG
Messenger RNA from Plenodomus lingam JN3, 2190 nucleotides. RefSeq lists its product as uncharacterized. The record is from RefSeq and is a predicted model, not a curated record. NCBI's taxonomy places the organism in Eukaryota, Fungi, Ascomycota, Dothideomycetes, Pleosporales, Leptosphaeriaceae.